AUGAUAUUAAUAGAUAGAUUAGUUAUUAAAAAAUUAAAAAUAAAAAAAAAUUAUAAUCUUUAUUUUUCAAGUUUAAAAAAUGUCAGUAUUUUCGAACUUGAAUAUGGACCAUCAAAUUUUCAAAUUAAUUAUAUAAAUGAUUUAUUUGAAUUUAAAAAUUUCAUAUCAAUAAAUAUUUUUUCAAGUAGUAUACCUUCAAUGAAUAAUAUAAAUAUUCUAGAAUUAGUUUUAAAUUUAUUACCAAGUUUUAAUUUAAAAUCAUUUUCCAACUUUUCAACAUUUUCAAAUGUUGAGUCUAUAAAUUUAAAUCCUACAAAUCCAUCAAUGAUUUUCCCAUUCCCAAUAGGAUUGUGUAAUCUUAAUUUUAAUAAUAGUUUGGGAAGUUUAGAAAUAAACUACCAAAUAGAUAAACCAUUAGAUUUUAUAGACCUUUCAGCAUUGGGAAAUUUAUUUUUAUUUUUAAUGCCAAAUGUGGGACCUUUAUUUAAUGUGGAUGGUGAAUUUCCUUUUAUUAAUAUGAUUAAUAGAUUUUAUAUAAGAUUUGAAUUUUCAAAUGGAAGAAUUAAUAGUUUUAAUUUUAUAAAUGCAACAACAUUGACAAUGGAAAAUAAUGGUAUGGCAGGUACGAUACCAACAGCUUUUCCUGGUGAUAGGAACAUUAAUCUAAAGGGUAAUAAGUUGGUAGGAGAAAUUGAUGAAAGUUGGUGUGGUAAUUUAUUUGAUAUUAGUGAUAACUAUAUAAGUGGUGAGCUUCCAUCAUGUUUUAAAUGUCAUUAUUUACAACCAUUAAUUAGUUCAACACUAUCUGGUAAUAGAUUUAAAAAUUUCGAUCCAAAUAAUUUAGAACCAUGUUUAGAUUUAGAAUUAAAUUUAGAAUAUAAUCAUUCUUUCAACAGAUCAUUAACAUUAUAUGGUAAAAAUCUUGGUCCAUUUGAUAAUUCAUUAAGAAUUUAUGAUAUAGAUAAUAUUGGACCUAUUACUAUUAUAGCAUGCAAAGAAUAUAAGAUUAGAAAGUUUACUUGGGUACCGGGAGAUGCACCAAAAGCAAUUAAUUUAACUUUUCCUUUUUUACCACAAGGCCCAAGAACAUUUGAAAUCUCUGCAUAUAAUGAAUUUUUACCACAUAUCGAUAGUAUAAUUAGAUAUUCAGAUUAUUUUAUUAUUAGUGGUAAAUACUUUGCAUAUAAUAAGAGUGUUAUUAAUGUUUUAAUUUCAAAUCAUUCAUGUUCAAUUAUAACAAGUAAUUUCAAUGAAAUUCAAUGUUAUCUUUCAAAUUCAAAUCAAAUAAUAAAUAGUAAUAGCAAUAAAUUAAUUGCAAGUAUUAUUCAAGUUAUGAAUGUUUCAAGUACAUUUAAUUUCACAGCGAAUCAAGCAUGUAAUGGUAAUAAUUGUCCAAUCGCAGAUUGUAAUAAAUAUGGUGAAUAUAAUUAUGAAAGUGGUGUUUGUGAUUGUUAUUCAAAUGAAUGGAGAGGCUAUUCAUGUGAAUUAAAAUCAUUAAAUUGUUUAAGUAAUGAUUGUAGCGGUAAUGGCUAUUGUAAUAGUAUCAUUGGUAAAUGUCAAUGUAAUAAAAAUAGAGCAUUCGAUGAUUGUAGUGGUAUAUUAUGCAAUGAUGGUAAUGGUUGUUUUAAUGGAGGUAAUUGUAAUUUUCAAAUUGGGGUUUGCAAUUGUUCAUCCAAAUGGAUUGAAAGUUCAGGAUGUGCAACACCCAAACAAUCAAUUGAUUCACAACAAUUAGUACAAACAAAAAACAAUCAAAUAUUAACAUUAAUUGGUUGGUUUGGUAAUAUUAAUAUAUUUUUAACAGUAUUAAUCGAUGGUAAAAUUUGUGACAUCACUUCAAAUAAUAAUGAAACCAUUCAAUGUAUUCCACCAAAUUAUCAUUGUGAUUUCAUAAAGACCUCAUCAUUAGAAUUAUCAGUUUCUCAAAAUAAUUACAUAUGGAAUGGAGUUUAUAAUCCAAUAUUUAUUAAUGGCUGUAGUAAUAGCAAUGAAGGCAGUAGUGGUAUCAAUAACAGUUAUAGUAAUAGCAAUGAAAAAGAAAAUUCAUCAUUAUCAUACAAAAAUCAAUCUUUAGUUUUAAUCCUAUCAAUUGUGUUAUCUUUAAUUUUAUUAGGUUUAUUAGGUUUAGUUUUCUUUAAAAAAUUAGUCAUAAAAAAUAAUUAUUUAAAUAUAAAUAAUAUUGAAAAUAAAAUAAGACCGAGUGAAUAUGAUAAUGAUCAACCAGAUGAAUUUUUAAAAAAUAAAAUUAAAUUAAUUGACCUUUAG
This is a messenger RNA of Dictyostelium discoideum AX4, 2265 nucleotides long. RefSeq lists its product as hypothetical. The transcript has 5 exons. The record is from RefSeq and is a predicted model, not a curated record. The coding region runs from base 1 to 2265 and encodes 754 amino acids. Lineage: Eukaryota; Evosea; Eumycetozoa; Dictyosteliales; Dictyosteliaceae.